Molecule: messenger RNA, 2613 nt
Organism: Lodderomyces orthopsilosis Co 90-125
Lineage: Eukaryota; Fungi; Ascomycota; Pichiomycetes; Serinales; Debaryomycetaceae
Gene: CTN3
Product: carnitine O-acetyltransferase
Exons: 1
Coding region: 1-2613 (870 amino acids)
Biological process (GO): carnitine metabolic process
Cellular component (GO): cytosol
Molecular function (GO): carnitine O-acetyltransferase activity
Source: RefSeq, a predicted model, not a curated record
AUGGCUACUAUUACUGAUUUCAACAAUACUACUUUUCAGCAUGAGGCUCAGUUACCUGCUUUGCCUGUGCCACCAUUGGCUAACACUGUACAGCAGCUAUUAGCUGCUUUGAAGCCAAUAUCUUCACCGGAAGAGUAUGAGCAACUUUUGUUUGAAGCUAAUGAUUUUGUCAACAAUGAUGUCAUCAAGUUGAUUCAACUUCAUUUGGAGACUUUAUACAAGAAUUAUCCUGAUAAAAACUAUUUAAACGUUGUUAAUAACGAUAUGACUCCUGCGAUUUAUGGUGAGAUCAAGUCGGAUAUUUUACCAAGAAACCCAUAUCUUAUUUUAGAAGAUGAUCCGUAUGCAAAGACUAUUCAUCCACCAAAUCAAGCUGAACGUACGGCAAAUUUGGUCAAUUCUACUUUGAAAUUGAUUGUUACUUUGAGGAAUUUCACCUUUAAACCUGAUGUUACUCCUAAAAACAAAGCACCUUUAACGAUGCAAUGUUUUUAUCAUUUAUUUGGUUGUACUAGGAUUCCUGAUUUUGAGGGUGGUACAUCUGAUAUUAGUAUGAAGAAAUACAAGCAUAUCAAUGAUUCAAGACACAUCAUCAUUCUUGCGAAUAAUCAAUACUAUUCCUUGGAGGUGUUGACUGAAUUUGAUGAGGAUUUAUACAGGGAGACUAAAACCAAACAUCAAAUCUUGUUUCAUGAUCAUGAGUUGGUUGAUAUUUUUCAACAUAUUAUUGAUGAAACUGACAAGGUUCCUGCUGAAGAUUCCAUCAAAAAUUGUAUUGGUUCUAUCACUACACAACCAUUGAAAAAUUGGAAAAAGGGAAGAGGUGAGUUGAACAAAUCCAAUCCCGAACAAUUGAAAUUGAUUGAUGAUGCAUUGUUUGUUGUUGUUUUGGAUUCAAAUUCUCCUGAAACUGAUCAAGAAAAGACAUCUGUUAUUUCCCAUGGUUCAUCAGUAUUAUCCGAGUCAAACAUUCAAUCAGGUACUUGUACUUCGCGAUGGUAUGAUAAGUUGCAAUUAAUUGUCACUAGAAAUUCAGUUGCUGGUAUCGUGUGGGAAUCAUUGACUAUGGAUAGUACUGCUAUUCUUCGCUUCAUUAGUGAUAUUUACACCGAUUCAGUGUUGAAACUUGCCAAAAACAUCAAUGGUUCGGAGUAUACUUUGUUUGAUGAGGCAGUGACUUUUGCUGAUUCCACAAUCCUCAAGCCUAAGCCAGAGUUGAUUCAGUUUAACUUGACUGAUCGUUUGCAAUUUCUCAUUCACUUGUCAGAGACAUCAUUGGCAGAUUUAAUUAACCAACACGAAUACAAAACACACACCGUUAAAUUGGAAUCUCGCUUAGCAGCCGAGUUUGGACUUUCGGUCGAUUCAAUUAUGCAAAUUUGCUUUCAAAUCACCAACUACUCCUUGUAUGGAAGAAUGGUCAACACAUUGGAGCCAAUUAUGACACGUAAGUUUAGAGAUGCUAGAACUGAGUUGAUCACUGUACAAAACGAUUCCGUGGCUAAUUUGUGCAAGUUGUACAUUACCAGUGCAAAUUCAGCUGAAAAGUUUGCUGCUUUCAAAGAAUGUUGCACAAUGCAUCAAAAGCAAUAUCAUGAUGCAAUGUUGGGUAAAGGAUUUGAACGUCAUUUCAUGUCCAUUGCCCAAGUGGUUCAUAAACCAGAAGCCGCUCGAAGAUUAAACAAAAUCAAUUAUGAAUUACCACCAAUUCCUACAUUUGAUGAUGAAGGUGAAGAACGGAUUAAAUUACCUUUAUUGUUUAAUACUUGUGUUGACAAAUUACUGAACCCUGAACUCCUUAUUUCCAAUUGUGGUAAUCCAGCAUUACGUUUAUUUGGUAUCCCGCCCGCAAUUGAUCAAGGUUUUGGAAUUGGUUAUAUCAUCCAUAAUGAUAAAGUGAUUAUCACUGUUUGUUCCAAACAUCGCCAAACAGAAAGAUUCUUGGGAACCUUCCACAAGGUUAUUCAUGAUUUGAAGAUUCUGCUCAAAAGACACGCAAGUUUUAUCAUGCAUCUUAGUGAAUCAGAGAAUCGUAAAAUUGAAUUUCAAAAAUUACGGAUUGAAAAUGAACUUAGUCAUGUUAGUCUUACUGACCCUUCAUUAAAGCAUCCAAUUUCAUUAACUGUUACUAACAAUAGUGAAUCUGGCGCAGUCACCCCAAUGGAACGCCAUCCAUCGGAUGAAACUACUACAUCUACCGAAGAUGGCGGAGAUUCUGAUUUCGAAUUGCUUGGUGGAUAUGGAUACUUUGAUUAUGGUAACCUUGAUCUUCGAUCAGAAGAUGUUUCCCGUACACAAUCGUAUCUCAACAGUGGUUCACAAUCCGCAAUUUCUAGUGCAUUAAGUUCAAGACCUCAUUCACAAACUAACUUGAGUAAAUAUGCAUUAACUCAUGGAUAUGAUAUCAAACAUAAACAAAACUUGACUGAUCGUAUUAGAGAUAAGUUGAUGUCACCAAGUGAGGAAAGCAUGCAUGCACCAGGAAAUGGAGGUACAACUGAUGCAGGUAAUGGUUCUGCUGCUGCUGCGCCUCGAAAGGGUAAUGUUACCUUUGAUAAUGGAGAUGAUACUUUGGAGAAGAAGAAGAAGAAGAAGAAGAAGAAGAAGUUGUGA